AUGCUGCCGUACCUGUUCCCUGACCUCGCCGCUUUUGCCUCAGUCGCUGACCUCAUUACGCGCCUCCGCACUAGUGACACCCGCUACCGCGCUGUGCUUCCUACUGAGGACCACUUCCUCUCUCUUUGCCCCACCACACUCACCGUUGACCUCCUCGAGGAGCGCCUUCUUGCAGCCGAGAAGAGUAUUACCGCUGUAGGAGCCUCUCAUGGUAUCCCCCGUACCCCUUUCUUUGAGGGGUUUUCCCCUGUCCCCCUGUUGCCCUCUGUUGCCUCUACUGCUGUUGUCGACCUCGUUGGCACCGAGUCGGUCGGCUCUGCGUCUGCUCCUAGUGGGAGGCGCCGCAACAGCAAGGGCAAGGGGGGCAAGGGUGCUGAAGGAGAUGGCGGGGGCGGCGGUGAUGGCGGUGGAGGCGGUGGAGGGGGUGGGGGUGGAGGUGGGAGUGGUGGCGGGGGUGGGGGUGGAGGUGGGAGUGGUGGCGGGGGUGGGGGCUUCGGUGGCGGUAGUGGAGGUGGAGGCGGCGGCGGUAGUGGCGGUGGGGGUGGAGGCGGCGGUGGUGGCGACGGCGGUGGCGGCGGCGGUGGCGGCGGCGACGGCGGUGGGACUGGUCUUGGUGGCGCUCGGUCUGCGGGAGCUGGUCCCUGUGCCUUCGUCCUGCGUACCGGCAACCGCAUUGGUGAGACGUGCGGCGGCCCGCACGUCACCCAGCGCUGCUUCGGCCGCCUGACCGACGCCUGGCAUGCCCAGUUCCCUGACUCCUCUGAGAUCCCUCGCUGGGGUGAUCUGCUCAAGUCGGGUGUUGUUAUCUUUGAUCUUGACUUUGAUGCUAUCCUUGCUGCUAUGUAUGUUGUGUCUAUUAGUGCUGAGGGUGACUAUUACCUGUGUGUUCCGCCCAACCCGGGCAUUGGGGCUGCUGCUCUAGGCGCUAGUGAGUCUACUGCUCCAGGUGCUCGUGCGUCUGCUGCUCUAGGUGUUGGUGAGUCUGCUCUCUCAGGUACCGAGUCGGGUCAGGUCCUGCACACCUUCACCCUUGACUCGGGCGCUUCCCGCUCCUUCUUUCGCGACUGCACCACUCUCACGCCGCUCACUCGGCCAGUGGCAGUCUCCCUGGCUGACCCCUCUGGGGGUCCGGUCCUUGCUCACUCCUCCACGGUCCUGCCGUGUCCGACGGUCCCCUCUGGCUCUCUGUCGGGCCUCCACCUCCCCUCGUUCUCCACGAACUUGGUAGCUGCGUCGGGUCAGGUGUUUGCUGCAGCGUCCUGGUCUGGUCUUGAGUCUGCCCCCUGCUCGUGUCGCCUCCUGUCGCUCCAGACACUCCUCUGGCACCACCGCCUUGGUCACCCCUCCCUGCCUCGUCUUUGA
Closterium sp. NIES-65 is the source of this 1362-nucleotide messenger RNA. The record is from the annotation of a GenBank genome assembly. Lineage: Eukaryota; Viridiplantae; Streptophyta; Zygnematophyceae; Desmidiales; Closteriaceae.